Messenger RNA from Clarias gariepinus (North African catfish), 1819 nucleotides. RefSeq names its product Fc receptor-like protein 5. Gene Ontology annotation, molecular function: transmembrane signaling receptor activity. Gene Ontology annotation, biological process: cell surface receptor signaling pathway. The annotation marks the transcript as partial. The transcript has 7 exons. NCBI's taxonomy places the organism in Eukaryota, Metazoa, Chordata, Actinopteri, Siluriformes, Clariidae. The record is from RefSeq and is a predicted model, not a curated record.
UGUGAGUCUGAAUCUGGAGAAAACAGUAAUCCUGUCAACAUCACAGUGAAUGAAAGACCAAAAGCUGUGGUGUCCAUACAGCCUGAUACACAUGUGUACAUAGGAGAAUACAUUACUCUCGGAUGUGACAUACAGGAAAGAGGAAACACUGAAUGGACAUACAGCUGGUAUAAGAACAAUGACAUGUAUGGAGUUAACCCAUACAUAGGUAAAUAUAGCUGGUCUGUUAUUUCCUCUGACAGUGGUGACUACACCUGCAGAGGACGGAGCAAUGAUUCUCGGAUCUCAGAGACCAGUGAAGCUCUUACACUGACUGUAUCAGAGAGACCAGAGGCAGUACUGAGUGUAUCUCCACAGAGCUGGCUGACUGAAGGAGACUCAGUGACUCUAAACUGUGGGGUUACAGACUCCUCUACAGACUGGACAUUCAGCUGGUACACAGUUAAUCCCAACAGUCGGAUAAGAGACAGUCAUGGUGAUUAUGUGUAUGGAGACUCCUACACUAUCAGUUCUGUUGCUCAUAAUCACACAGGAGUUUACUGGUGCAAAGCAAGGAGAGGCGACUUAGAUUUAAUAUUUUCAUCUAAUCUACAGGCGCUGUGGAUCACUGGUGAAUCUCCUCCAGUCUCUCUGACCAUCAAUCCCAGCAGAACUCAACACUUUACUAAUGACUCUCUUUUACUGAGCUGUGAGGACCAGAGUCACUCUACUGGAUGGACAGUGAGACGAUACACACACAGUGAGGGAGUGUUAGCUUGUUCAUGGUGGGGAUCAGUUACAGGAUCUACAUGUAAUAUCAUCUCCCUCUCCACAUCCUACACUGGAGUUUACUGGUGUGAGUCUAAAUCUGGAGAAAACAGUGAUCCUGUCAACAUCACAGUGCAUGAUGGUGAUGUGAUCCUGGAGAGUCCUGUCCAUCCUUUAUCUAAGGGACAUCCUCUGACUCUACGCUGUUUAGAUCGCAACACAAAUUCCUUAAUCCUCCGAUCUGAUUUUUAUAAAGAUGGAUCUGUUCUUCAGACACAGACUACAGGAGAGAUGAUCAUCCAUAAUGUCUCAAAGUCAGACGAAGGUCUCUACCACUGUAGACACUCAGAGAGAGAAGAGUCAGAGAAAAGCUGGGUCUCAGUCAGAGGUGUAGAAGCUCCAUUCUCAGUGCUCAUGCUGAUCUGUAGUGUAGUGACGGCGUCUCCGUAUCUGCUGGUCACCAUCAUUCUACUGAUCAAACGUUACAGAGCUCGAGUUCACACUGAUGGAGGCAGAAUCGAGAAUGCAGUCAUAGAGGAGUGAGAGAAGUUCAUCUAUAAAAAAGGAUGUGUUUAUUGUAGAACUCAUUUCAUAUUUUUUGUGUGUUUAGUAUUAGAUUUCUUUAGUAAGAUUUUAAAUGUAAUCAACUUGUCAUUAACAUCAUGCUGUUAGUGGCUCAGCAUUCUAACUAGUAAAUAUACAUGAUCAUUAAAAUAAAAGGCUGUUGUCAGGGAAAUGUUUGAGACUGUACAAAUUUAGACUCAAAAUAAUCCCUGAAGUGUGUGAAUUAAAUGUGUCUGCUAAUGUAGAUGUGGAAGUUUAAUCCCAACAUGGUGACCUGCACAUUUAAACCACGUUACAUCACUAAUAAAUGUUGUGGUCUUUUCUGUAGAGAGAUGUGUUGUGUCAGUGUGUAGUGGGAUGACCUUUAAGUUUGUGUUUUAUAUUUAGUUUGACUUUUUUUGAGCUGUGUGAACUUUUGUUGUAGAUGUGGGAGGAGAUUUGUGGUUGGAAUAUUUUGAUCAAAUAAACCUUAAAUAACUGCUUCAGUACCAAUAAAGAACAAUGUGCA